Messenger RNA from Acanthochromis polyacanthus (spiny chromis), 6766 nucleotides. It is a transcript of the gene ccdc50a, whose product is annotated as coiled-coil domain containing 50a. Lineage: Eukaryota; Metazoa; Chordata; Actinopteri; Pomacentridae. The transcript has 7 exons. The record is from RefSeq and is a predicted model, not a curated record. Gene Ontology annotation, cellular component: cytoplasm. The coding region runs from base 3818 to 4804 and encodes 328 amino acids. Gene Ontology annotation, molecular function: ubiquitin protein ligase binding.
GAUUCAGAAUCUGCAAUACUGGACAGAUAGAUUGAAAAGUUUCUAAUUAUGGGUGAAUUGAAAUAAGUAAAAAUAAAAAUUGAAGCUGCUAUGAGAAGUCCCAUCUUUGAGCUCACAGAUAUUAAUAAUGCAGAAGUCAACUAGGGAUAUUUUCUGAACCAUGUGUUGCUGCAUGUCACAAUAAACCAAAAACAAACGUGUAGAAUUCUUUAGUAUGACACAUUUUAUAUCAAUUGUCACAAAAAUGAAAAAUAUUUAUUGAAGUGAGCAAUUUUUACCACAAAAACACAGAUUAAUUUUAGAUGUCCUGAUCAAAGUAAAGCAGAGUGAGUGAAUUUCACAAGUUACCUCAUGCAAUAUCAAUUUAUUUUGUUAGUAUUUGCUCAUAGAUGGGACUUUUCAACUAAUCCAUAAUCGAAGAUCAUUUGAUUUCUUUGUCAUGCUGAAAGUGGGUUGAGGAGCAAAUCUAAAUUAUCUACGAGAAAAUUUGAUUUACCUAGCAGAUAUUUCACAGAUAUCUUUGGAAACAUCCAUAAUUUAUGCUGUGAAAAUUUGCAGCAAAUAAGAGAGUUAAGCGGAAAUUGUUCUAAAGAUUUGAUGAUUUGAGAUUAAAUGAUUCUACGGUAAAAACGAUGUCGCAGGAAGUAAUGAAGUACGUUUUAUGCAGGUUACAGGGCUGAGACUGUUCACAAAUAUGCCUGAGACUCCAUGUCUGAGCACCUUUACAUUCAUUUCUUUAUUUAUUUGGAUGGAACGGUGCAUAUUAAUGAGUGUACUGUUUCAUAAAGUGUACACAAGGUUGCAGUAAAUAAGCCGGAUUUACUGUACGGCUAGUUUCAUCUGUUGACCAAAAGAUAAAAUAAAAGCAUACAGGGUUACAGAUGUAUAAAAACAAUAUAGAAAAAACAAAGACAAUGAUGAUUAAAGAAUUCUGGCUGGAUUAAAACAACCCUAAAAUGCUAUUAUUUUAGUAAAGUGCUGUUAUAAAGUUCUUACAGCUAAAAUUCCUGUUUUCCUCAAUGUUCACGAGUUGGAUCGUUAAUCUGCCGUGCCUUAUACUGUCUCUGGAGCUUUCUCUGAUAGCUGAAGGUAAAGUAUUCCGGUUUGUGCAAACUUUAAUAGAUAAUCUGUGCAAAGGAGGACUUUCUAAUCCCUCUGGUGGCUGACCUUGUGUUAGUUAUACCAUUUGUCUUUUGGAUAAACUCCCCCAUUGGCGGUGGGGCCAUCCCAUUCAUAGACUGACAUAUCAGGCAAGCACUUUUAAAUAAUCUGAACUUCUCAAGGCCAUCAUGCUGCUUUUUAAAUCUUCCUUUCCACUCAGCUCAGUCACGCGUAGCUCCUCAUCAGGCCACUAAGCCGCCUGCUGCUCACAGGAAAUGAGGAGCUGUUGACUGUGUUGGUCCUAAUUUACUGGAUCACAAUCUUCAAUUCACACAUGCAAAAAUAGAAGGAAAAAAACAGGAAGUAGAGAGAAUGAGGGUGACGUUUAUUUUUUUAAGAAGUGAGACAGAACAAAAGAGAGCAAACACACUGCACCCACCUGCUUUUCAGAAAGUGCAAACACCAAAGUCGAUUAGACGUAAAGGCGCUGCUUAGAUAAGAGGCAUUCCACUGAGCUGAGCGAGGAUUGGCCUCUGCUUCCUGCAUUUCAGCUCAUUUGUUUUCAUUCAAACUUGUGUCAGUCACAUGUUGCCUCCCAGCAGACUGGUUUUCUUACAGGAGAAUGUGUUGUUCUGUCUCAGGUGCAGUUUUUUUUUUCUUUCUGUUAAGUCAGUCACGCUCUAAAUGUGUCGCUGUUGACAUGAUGCCACAGAUCAGUUUUCAACUGGGUGAGCUGGCAUCAAUUCAGACAGAAUUCAGGAAAUAUGUGACUGCACUGUUGGAUUUGGUUCAGAAUUUUUGUGUUUGUUGUUUGGGACCCAAAACAAUAAAUAUUUGUGGCUGAAUUUGGAUAACUUCAUAUGUUUUCCCUCAGCUGUGUUGCUGUUCAGUUCUCAUUUCAAGUAUGUGAACAUUCAGUACAGCAAAGUAAGCCUCACGUGUUGUUAAAUGUAAACAUGAACCACAUAUAGAACACAUCAUUUUGUCUAAAUAGCAAAAACAUUUACCCUUGUCUUGCCAUUCUUGCCACACAUUAAAUUCUACUGAUGUUUGAGGCUUAAAAUAUUAAUUAAAUAAUUGACCAUGAACUUAAUUUUUUGUAGGAAAUAUGGAUAUAUCCAUAAUAGGGCUGGUUGAUAAAUCGAAUUAAUCCGAUUAAUUUGCGUUUUUAAAACCUGACGAUUUGAAAAUUUGCCAAAUCAUAAAAUCGAGGCGAGCUUAAAUAUAUAACAAUACAGAUUCUUCUUCUGCCUUUCACGACUUGUGCACUGGCGUUUGCUUCCGCCUCUCAUCUCCUUCCGCCAAAACACUCAUACCCCCGUCAUGGCGGACAGAACAGCAGAUGAAGAGUUGGUCGCGAGAAAAGGGCCUCAUGUUACAUCGAUUAUAUGGAAGUGGUUCGGCUUUGACAAGACUGACACACAAAGCAAGCAAACUUCAGGCAAGUGCAAGGUUUGCAAAAGUACUGUGAAAACGAAGAGUAGCAGCACAACUAACCUCUUUCAGCACCUCCAGCAGAGGCAUCCUAAAGAAUGGGAAGAGUGCUGGCAGCUACGGGACUGCAGCAUGGCUAGCACUAGCCAUAGCAAACAGACCGCAAAGACAACAACAAAAAUUGAUUAAAAUCAUAAUCGUCCAAGAUGACUAAAAAAAAUCGAGAUUUUUUUUUUGGCCAUAUCGCCCAGCCCUCAUCCAUAAAUAAACACUUACAGGAACAUUUUAGGGGUUGUAAUACCACCCAGGUUUGGAAAUGUUGCACUUUUUUACAUUUUAAAGGGACAAUAAUUAAACAUUUGUCCUCUGCUGGAGUCAUUCAAUCGUUUAAAUCCACUGGAAACAAUUUCAUUGGUUACUUGCUAGAAGUGUUAUAUUUCUGGAGAUAGUUAAUCUUUAGAACGACUUUGGAGGGUUAAAAUACAAAAAUUCCAGGUCUGAAAAUUUAUGAAAUGUUUAAAAUUCAGACAAAAUAUUUGACAGAACUUAUUUUUUGCUUAUUCUUUACCACUACUAUUAAGUGUUUUAUUCAGACCCUACCAGGUUAACCUUAUUAGAUUUUUCACAGACUAACACUCACAUUUGUGGAUGUUUUGGGGUAAAACUAACACAUCUCUACAUGCAUUUCCAGCCUGAGCUUUGUCUUCCAUCAUUCUCCUCACAGGUGCUGCAUCUAACACUUUGCUUACUAACAUCUUAGCUUCUACGUUCCUGUCUGUUGUUGUUUCUCACAUUUCCAUGUUCUCAUCCUCCAUCCCAUCAUUGCCUCCAUCGCUCAGCCGCUAGAAGACCCCUCGACCUGGACAAAUACAGCCGUCACAAAUCCCCCAGUCGACAUGAGGCAAGCUCCCGUCGCGAUUACUCCCCGGAUUACAGCUCGACGGAACCCAAGCGGAGCCGCUACCCGAAGCUGGACUCAGCGGCGCCCCACGGUCGCUCCAGGUACCCGGAGCACUACCUGGUGGCGGAGGGUGGACGCAGCAGGCACGCAGAUCCAUACCCAGAGCACCUGCUGCCCUCUAGAGGCAAACACGGGGACCGGUAUCCAGAUUACGAGCCCAGCAGGACCAGGGGCCCGGGAGGGGAGGACUCAGAGAGAGUGGUGAGGAGGAAGGAGAGACCGGCUAGACCUCCUCAACCACAUGCCCCCAUAGAAAGAGACAAGGACUGGAGCAGAGACAGAGCUAGAGACAGACGUAGGGACCAGGAAUGGGAGAGACACAUGGAGAAAGACUACAGGAGAGACCGGGACCGAGACCAGGACCACAGGAGAGACCAGGACUACAGGAGGGACCGGGACCAGGACCACAGGAGGGACCGGGAAAGAUCCAGAGACCGAGGACAGAGUGGAGACAGACGCAGAGAAAGACAAAGAGACAGAGACAGACGACGAGAAAGAACUCGGAGCAGAGACAGAGGACUGGACGAGGAGUUUUUGGAGGCGGGACUCAGCAGGCCGAGGGAGGGCCGAGCAUCCUGGGAGGAGGAGGAGGAGGAGGAUGAUGGGAGGAAGGCCAGGGGUCGGCAGCGAUUCCACUCUGAACCCGAAGACGUGUUUGACGAACGGAGAGGCGAUGCUCAGCAGCUCUGGGACCCCCGAGAUAACGAGGGUCCCAGCAGGGAGCGCAGUCAAAGUCACCCAACCGGAGAGACAGGUCGAAUUGUUCACCGGGGCAGUGGAGCGGUCAUAGCAGAAACUGAGUACGGACUGAACGAAGCCACCAAGGGUCUGACAAAGCUCGAUCUCCGUGAGCAGGAGCUGAAGGACAUGGAGGUGGCCCGGAAGAUGCAAGAAGAGGAAAUCAAGGCCAGUAAGACGCACGUUCGUGCGGCCCAAGUAGCACAAGAUGAGGAAAUCGCCCGACUGCUGAUGGAACAAGAGAAGAAGGAGUACAAGAAGAACCGUGAGCGGGAGAAAGAGAAGGAGCGAGAGAGGGAGAGGCUGGCCAUGGAGAGGAUGGCGAUGGAGAGGAGGCGGCAGGAGGGAGACUACCGGCCAAACUCAGAGGAAGUGGUCCGGCCCAGAACACGAGACGAGUACGAGCACCAGAAGCAGAGGAACCACCACAAGCCUGCCAGGCCUCCUCAGCCUCGUGCACACGACUAUGAGAAUGUGAACUCUGCUUACGGCUACUCGGACCACCCUGGUGCCCCUCGAGCUCCAACCAGACCCGAGGCUGCCUGCAGAGGUGCCUAUUACAAGCGGUGACUCAGGCUGAGUCCAGACGUGCUGUCAGUCCUCGUCCAUCCUCCUCCUUUUUAUUUAUCUUUUUGUUUUCUGCCAUUUACACUCUGUUGACCAAAAGCCUUGGGACAAUCUAAUGAGUUGGCGAUGGGACUUUUGUUUUUUAUUUUCAUUUUAUUUUUAUUUUUGUUAACCUCCAAAGUCGGCCCUGAGUUGAGGAAGUGCUGGAACAUCUUUAUUUUUUGUGUUUUUUUUUUUUACUGAACAGCCAAAAGAGCAGACGCCUUGUGACACUCAAACUCCCAUGAUCCUCAGCUGUCAAAACAGGAAGUGGCCCCUUGUCGUCAUCGUGUUCUGGUGUUUUGGGCUUCGUCUGCUGGAUUCAAACGUCACUUUUCCUCUUCGUCCGGUCCAACAUGGCCGCCGGCCGCAGUGUCUUCGAUUCCACCGUCGGCGGCUGCUUCCUGUUUCCUGUCCACGUGCCACACAGCCGGCAGCUCCAGAUGGAGACUUUUCUGUUGCUGUUCUCAAACUCAACAAGCCUUUUAUCAUGGUGCUGGUAGCUCUGACACGUUCACCACGAGGAGGCGGAGCUAUGUGACGAUCCGCGGACGCCGAUUGGCCGCUUUUUUAACGCCAUGACUGUAUAUGACUCACUGUUUCUAUGUGCAUGCUUACUGUACGGCCGUGUACGUGCAUUUCAGCCGCCUAUUAACCGACUCUUUAUCACCACAAAGGGCUAAAGCCACAAAUAGCCGAUAAUCUUCUCUUUGCGAAUGAUCAAAGUAUCCGCUAGCUCAUUAGCCGCCGUGCAAUAUUAUCACUUUUCUGCCGCUUUUUAUAUCAGCUCGUCGUUUACGAACCAAAAGCGGCCCGCACAAAGAAACAAAAUGAGAUGCAUGUAUGUUGCUCGUCUGAGUCUGACCUGAAUUCAUGCUUUCAGCACAGAUGUUUCUGAGUAUUUGCUCUGGUGUAUUUUUUUCUUGUUUUUUUUAUUUUUUUACUUGUGAUACCAAAUCAUGCCUCCCGUUUUGUCUCCUCUCCUGAAGUCUUGCGUCCUGCUUCUUAUCUCUGUUUAAAAAGGGAGCCUUAUAUUUAUUUUUCUAGUCUAUUUUCUCAUCCUUCCUUACAUUGUCCCCCCUCCAAAGCUUUCCAGUUUCACUUCCAGUCCUCUCCUCUUUAUCUGGGACUCAGAAGCAGACUCCACUUCCUGCCUGCAGAAAAAAACAAACAUUUCCACAGUAGAAGUGCAUCUGGAUGAAGGGAAAUCUAAGGAUCAGCUGGGAAAAAAAACUCUCUUCCGACCUAAGUUCCUGCUCAAACGGACCUAUUUUAGCGUUUUUGCCGCUCCAGGAUCUGAUAUUUUCUGUUCAUAUUGAAUAAGGAUGAAAUUUAAGAGCACAUUUUGAACUUUUGAGUUUACUGAGAUGUUCUUUUGAGGCUGUUUCCAAGUUCUCUUAUAAAUGUUGCUGAAAUUGUAAAAGGGCCUCCUGCUGAAGAGAGGGAAUUUUCUUUACUAAAAUGUGAGAUGUUUGUGUUUGACAAAGGGAGUUAUUGAUCAUUUGUGCUAAAUGCUGACAGAAUGGGAUGUGUGCCAUAUGUUUGUUUUUUUCAGGGAUUUGAAAAUAAGAAAGUAGUCUUGGUUGUAGCAGAGCCACCACACCCACCGAGGUGGGCCUCCUAAUUUAUUCUGUGAUGAGAGCGCCACCUGGUGGUCGACAAUUGGGGAGGAAGGAUUAAAAAACAUACAGAGUUGAUGUGAUGGGAUGCGUCUUUGAUUGUGUAUUUGUGGAUGUUUUGUGCGUCAGACUUUGGAUUCAAGUGUUGUUUUCUUUCAUCUAGGGCUUGUAUGCAAUCUACCGAUCAUGGACCAGCACUCGAGUGUUGGCACUUGCUGUAACAGAACUUUUUUUAAGUGAAAUGAUGAAGUUGCUUUUACUUCGAGCAUCUUAAAAUGUAAUAAACUGUAUCAGCAUUUCCACUGAA